UAUUUGAGUAAAGUGACCUGCAGUGGCCACCUGGACACCUGCGUGGACGUGCAGAAGUUUGCAGGUGGAUCCACUGUCACGUCAUGUUGCCUCCACCCAAGAGCGACAGAAUCAUAACACACAUGCCCAAGGUGAAGGCCGCAUGUCAGACGCUGAGGGAAGAUACCGUCAGCUUCAAUGUCGCCAAAGUUAUCGUGGUGGGCGACGUCUCGGUCGGGAAAACCUGUCUGGUCAGCAGGUAAGAAGCCGUUCCACAAUUCCACACUGUACGUCAGCAAUACUGAUGGGAGUUUCAUUUGGCACCUGGGCCUUCAGCACCACAAUCAAAAACAAAUAUUUCACUUCUGUUGACUCAUCACCACGCAUGCAAGUAUUAAAAACUGAUGUUCCCGAAAGGUUCUCCAGAGGAGCCUUCAACAAGAACUACAAAGCCACCAUCGGUGUGGAUUUUGACAUGGAACGUUUCCAGGUACUCGGCGUCCCCUUCAGCCUGCAGCUAUGGGACACGGCGGGCCAGGAACGCUUCAAGUGUAUUGCCUCCACAUACUACAGAGGAGCUCAAGGUCAGGAAGGCUCCUCGCCGUCUUCAUCUCCAAACCCAACAUGUUCUUUUGUGUAUGUGUGUGUUGCACCCACAGCCAUCAUUGUGGUGUUCGACUUGAGCAGAGCAAACUCCUUAGACCACGCCAGGGAGUGGUUGGAGGACGCCAUGAAGGAGAACGACCCAUCCAGUGUUCUUCUCUUCCUCGUGGGCACCAAGAAGGACCUCAGCUCUCCAGAGCAGCUGGGUCAGGUUGAAGAGGAAGCCGUCCGAAUGUCGGAGGAGAUCCGGGCAGAGUACUGGGCCGUGUCGGCCAAGUCGGGAGACGGCGUGAGAGACUUUUUCCUCCGCGUGGCCUCUUUGACCUUCGAGGCCAACGUCCUGGCCGAGCUGGAGAAAAGCGCGGCGAGGGACGGGGCCGACGUCAUCAGUGAGUCGCUGGCACGACGGCUUUCUUCUACUCCUGUACUGACGUGGUUUGUCGCCAGAGAUCACGAGAGGCCCGAAGGACAAACGCGGGAGGAAGGCCAACUGCUGUUGACGUGAGAGGACAGAGCAGAGGCACAACAGCGAAGAGUUGGGCUUUCAAUAAAAACUUGUCAAAAGUG
Messenger RNA from Syngnathus typhle (broad-nosed pipefish), 1149 nucleotides. Its product is annotated as ras-related protein Rab-34-like. Gene Ontology annotation, biological process: endocytosis; phagosome-lysosome fusion. The record is from RefSeq and is a predicted model, not a curated record. Gene Ontology annotation, molecular function: GTP binding; GTPase activity. Bases 143 to 1087 code for a protein of 314 amino acids. The transcript has 7 exons. Lineage: Eukaryota; Metazoa; Chordata; Actinopteri; Syngnathiformes; Syngnathidae.